This is a messenger RNA of Sinocyclocheilus rhinocerous, 5911 nucleotides long. RefSeq names its product ATRX chromatin remodeler (gene atrx). Bases 147 to 5720 code for a protein of 1857 amino acids. NCBI's taxonomy places the organism in Eukaryota, Metazoa, Chordata, Actinopteri, Cypriniformes, Cyprinidae. Gene Ontology annotation, biological process: replication fork processing; chromatin remodeling. Gene Ontology annotation, cellular component: nucleus; pericentric heterochromatin. The transcript has 32 exons. The record is from RefSeq and is a predicted model, not a curated record. Gene Ontology annotation, molecular function: chromatin DNA binding; ATP binding.
UGCAUGGAGCUCCACCAUAGCAACAUGGAUCCUGGCAUUGUUUAAUAUCAUCAAGCAAUCUUGGUCUGCGUCUAGGGGGAAAAAAAAUCUGCAGAAAUAAAAAUCAUACUAUUUUAGAGGAGGUUGCAGGUUUAAACGGGGACGAAAUGACCACCGACAUCUGCAGGUCCAGUAAGUUGAAUACAUUGGUGACUAAACUUCAUGAGUUCUUGGGUCAUUCUCCAGACCACGAAAGCGUUGAUUCUCAAGACAUUUCCAAUGGUAAUAUGGCCGAUCGUGACUCAAACAUCCCUGACGAGAGAAUGAAUGAGCCUGGUUGCUCCUCAGAAAUGACCAAACCCUCAUCUUCACGCUCAAAGAGAAAACCUUCAUUUGUGACCAAGCACACUGCUGUAGAGGAGUCUGAAUGUGCGAAUGAGAGUGCAGGUGAACACGGCACAGAUGAGAGCAUGCAGAGCAGUCUGGAUAUCAGCAAGCUGCCGCAAGGCACAGUGGUGGUCAAGCCGGAACCGGUUGCUAACGAAGCUAAAGAUGAAUUCCGCGGCCCCGAGUUUCGUAGCAGAGGAAGUAAAGUGAAAGAGGACGGUGCUCGGAAACGUCCCGACGAGCGGCUCAAGGAGAUUUUUAAUUGCACAGCAUGUGGACAGCAAGUCAAUCACUUUCAGAGAGAUUCUGUGCUUCAACAUCCCGCACUACAUGUUCUUAUCUGCAAGUCAUGUUUCAAAUAUUAUAUGAGUGACGAUAUCAGCAAGGAUGAAGAUGGAAUGGAUGAGCAAUGCAGGUGGUGUGCAGAGGGGGGUAAUCUGAUGUGCUGUGACUACUGCAGCAAUGCCUUCUGCAAAAAGUGCGUUUUGAGGAACCUUGGACGAAAAGAGCUGUCUGAAAUCAUGAAUGAAGAAAGCAAAUGGCACUGCUAUGUGUGCCGUCCAGAGCCGCUGCAGGACUUUGUUAAAACCUGUGAGAAAGUUUUGCUCAAUCUGGAAUCGUCUUAUAGAAAGCCCAAGGGAGACGGUGACAAGACGAAGCGCGAAGAUCGUAAACACAAGCAUGGCAAACGAGAAAAAACUGCUGUAAAUGGACAGGAUUACGCCUCCGAUGGAGCGGGAUCGUUAUCCUUUUCCUGUAAGACGUUGACGGUUCCGAAAGAGCUCGUCAAGAAGACCAAAAAACUCAUCGAGACCACAAACGGUUUGAAUCGUACUUUUGUACAAUUCCUCCAGCACACGUCAAAAGGCCGUGAAGUUGGCGCCGUAAGUAAUAGACACUUAAAGGCCUUCAAAUCGGUUUUGGCCGAUCUGAAAAAGGCCCACGUGGCUCUGGAGGAAUCACUCGAAAAAGAAUUUGAAUCGAAAGGCCUCAAGUUUCAAAACGGAGAGGAGCAAAGACCGGCACACAGUCAAACAGAUCAUACCGUUGUUAACUCUGACCCUGCUCCUGUCAGAGAAGAUGGUUUGGAUUGCACCGCCAAGGACCAAGAUGAAAACCAACAGGAAAGUAACUCAGCUGAUGUUGAAAUGAAGGAGAGCCUUCCACCCUCUCCAGAAGAACCUCAGGAUCGGUCUGAAGAAAGUGAAGCUCAAGAAAUGGCAGAUAACCCUGACUUUGAGGAAAACCCAGUACCAUCUGGGGAAGCGUCUCUUGAUAAAGACAUCGUGUCUAUUCCACCGUCUGUCCCAGAGGAGCUCUUUGAGAUGGUCGAGAGUCUUGCGGUAAAGAAAGAAGACCGUGACGAUAGCAACUCGACUGGUUCCAGUGAUUGGAAAUCAACGUCCAAUGCUGGGGUUGUGGAAUCCAAUAAGAGCCUUACAAAACUGGGUAGAAAACUUGUUGUCAAACUAACACCUGUUCCUCUUAAAAUCACCAUAAAACGAGAUAAGAGCCAAGAACAGUCGCCUUCAGAAGACUUGCCAAAGGAAGCUCAAGAUAGCAGACGCUCCCCCAGGAUGAAGACCACACCGCUGCGCAAGUCACCAGAGGCGAAGAACAAACGCAAACCGAGGUCGUCAAGGGCUAAAGAAGAGCGCAGCGACGCAGUCAAGGAGCAGUGCGAUUCAGACUCAGAUGAAGUCCCUGAGGUCCUACAGACGGCUGCCUUAAAGGCCAGCUCUGAUGAGAGCGAACCCGAGAAUGCUUCUGGAAAAGGUACCAAGAAGAAGAAGGUAGCUUCCCGCUCUGCUGAGAAAGCAAAAGCGAAGCCAAAGCGUAAACUCGAUAUGGGCUCCUCGGAUUCAGAACAGAGUGGCAAGUCAUCAACAGCAAACAAAAGGAGGGCCAAAAAAAAGAAGGGCAGAGAAUCUGACUCCUCGAACCACAACUCUGAUCUUGAGAAACAGAUGAAAAGCCUGUCCAAGAUCGGCAGUGGGAAAAAAACAUCCAAAGGUGUCAAAAAGGAAGAGAGUGAAUCCAGUAAAGAGGGCAAGAAAGGCCCUAAAAGGUCAUUUGAGAGGAAACGGCGGUCACAGAAAGAAAAGGCUAAAACCAAGGAGGAGUUUUCCUCCAGUGAUGAAGAGCAGGAGGAGGAGGAGCAGGCCGCUAACUCGGACGAAGACAGCGAUCAGCAGAAGAUUAAACCAAUUCUUGAGUCCGUGAUGGCUAGUAUUGAUGGUUUCCAUCAGUCAUCAGGUGAUGAAAUUGAAUUGAAGGCUGAAUCCUCCCAGGUGGUGGAUGAUGACGAUGAUCCAGAGAAUAGAAUUGCCAAAAGGAUGCUUCUGGCGCAAAUCAAAGCCAAUUAUUCAUCUGGAGCUGACAGUUCAUCUGAUGAUGAAAACGCAGACAAAGAGGACGGGGAUUCACCAAAGAAAGGAAAAGAUGGUGCUAAGAAGCAAGACGAAAGUGAGGAAGAGGAUGAAACUUCGGACUCGGGCUCAGAUGUUGACGUGAAGAAAGGUGGACGCAGACACCGUUUGUUGAGUAAGAAGUUGACUCUAAGCGAAGGAGACUCUGAUGACGAGACCCCAGUCAAAAACAAGAAAGAAACCAAAAAGAGAGGCAAGCGGAAAGUGGACAGCGACGACUCUGCAGACUCGGACUUUGAGCAGUCGCGCUCGGGCUCCAGCGAUGCAUCAGCGCUCAGUGAGACUGUGAGUGAAGACGCCGAUGAAGACAAGAGCAAUAAGCGCAAAACACGAAACACUGUGCUCAACUGGCUCAAUGAGUUUGAGAAGUGGCAAGAAGGCCUGAAGGACGAGGAGAGUUUAGAGGUGACAGAGCUGGCCACAGUCAAGAGGCCUCAGGAGAGAGCGUACGCUUUACAGCGCUGGCAGGAGGAUGGCGGCGUCAUGAUCAUAGGCUACGAGAUGUACCGCAACCUCACGCAAGGACGAAACAUCAAGAGCAAGAAGCUGAAGGAAACCUUUCAGAAAACUCUGGUUGAUCCAGGUCCGGAUUUUGUCAUCUGUGACGAGGGUCACGUGCUGAAGAACGAAGCGUCUGCUGUCUCCAAAGCCAUGAACUCCAUCACGACUCGUCGGCGAGUGGUGCUGACAGGAACCCCACUGCAGAACAACCUGAUAGAGUAUCACUGUAUGGUGAACUUCAUCAAGGAGAACCUGCUGGGGUCAGUGAAAGAGUUCAGAAACCGCUUCAUCAACCCCAUCCAGAACGGCCAGUGCGCCGACUCCACGCUGACUGAUGUCCGAGUCAUGAAGAAGCGCGCGCACAUCCUCUACGAGAUGCUGGCAGGAUGCGUCCAAAGAAGAGACUACACUGCCCUUACAAAAUUCCUACCGCCAAAACACGAGUAUGUGUUAGCGAUACGGUUAACACCCAUUCAGUGCAAGCUUUACCGAUACUACCUGGAUCACUUCACAGUUAAGUGGUUUAGCGGUGUUAUAGCUCAGGCCGCGAUUGUUCUGAAGCAGCUCCGCAGCUGGGAGAGAAAGAAUGGCAGCUGGCACCAGGCCGCGGGGCGAUCUGAACCAAUUCCCACGUCCUUAUCUAAUGAAGAAUUGGCAUUGCAUAUCUUCCACUGUGUUUUCAUUAUCAAAGUGAUUCCAGUCAUUAAUACACGCCAUAGCUUCAGUCCUCUACUCUGGGGAUACUUCGACGAGGACAGUAUGGAGGAGUUCAUAGCCUCAGAGACAGAGGAGUCCUCCAUGAGUUUGACCUCUGAAGAUGAGAAGCCCAAAAGAAAGAAGAAGCGAGGCAAAGGGAAAGAGCAGAGCUCAGACAAGUCCGACAGCGAUGACCUGGAAGUGAUUAAGGAGUGGAACACCAGCUCUCGUGGAGGAAACCCUGAGGGGCGCAACAGAGCAGAGCCUGUGGAAGAGGUUCGGCCGUCGAACUCAGGUCCUGGCAGCCCAUCACCUGACUGGUACAAAGAGUUUGUGACCGAGCCAGAUUCUGAGGUGCUGGAGCAUUCUGGGAAAAUGGUGCUUCUUUUUGAGAUCCUCCGCAUGGCUGAAGAAUUGGAAGAAAAAGUGUUGGUGUUCAGCCAGUCUCUCAUUUCUCUGGACCUCAUUGAAGAUUUCCUGGAGUUGGCAGGCAAAGCCAAAGAGGAAGGCAAGCUUUCGCCGUACAAAGGUGAGGGCAAGUGGUUCAGAAACAUUGACUACUAUCGUCUAGAUGGUUCAACGAAUGCCGUGACCAGGAAGAAAUGGGCAGAGGACUUCAAUGACACCAGUAAUGUUCGGGGGCGAUUGUUCCUCAUCUCAACCAGAGCUGGUUCUCUUGGGAUCAACUUGGUAGCUGCAAACAGGGUCAUAAUUUUCGACGCCUCAUGGAACCCAUCCUACGACAUUCAGAGUAUUUUCAGAGUCUAUCGCUUUGGCCAAGUGAAGACCGUGUUUGUCUACAGGUUUUUGGCUCAGGGAACCAUGGAGGAGAAGAUCUAUGACCGACAGAUCGCCAAACAGUCGCUGUCCUUCAGAGUUGUGGACCAGCAGCAGAUUGAGCGUCAUUUUACCAUGAACGAACUGACGGAGCUGUACGCAUUUGAGCCCGACCAGCUGGACGAUCCUUCGGAGAAGAAGAGCAAGCGGGCCACACCCAUGCUGCCCAAGGAUCCUUUCCUGGCAGAACUCCUUCACAGUUACAAAGAUCACAUCGUCGGCUACCACGAGCAUGACUCUUUGCUGGACCACAAGGAGGAAGAGGCACUGAGUGAGGAAGAUCGCAAGGCGGCCUGGGCCGAAUACGAGGCCGAAAAGAAGGGGCUGUCCAUGCGUUUCAACCAGCCGUCCUAUUCUCAGAUGGGCAUGGGAGCAGGACCAAACUCUUACUUCCCCUUCAACGUGGCUGCUUUGGCCUCCAUGAGUAACCAACAGUUGGAGGAUUUGAUUAACCAGGGCAGGCUGAAAGUGUUGGAAGCCACUAACGCUCUGAAGUCAGUGCCCAGGGAACCACUGGAGGACAUCAUCGCGCAGGUGUGGAAGGAGAACCCGAGUUUACCCGAGGCCCAGGUUCAGUCCAUGGCUCUUGGGAGGCAGGCCGGCUACGAGCUGGAAAUCAAACACAGGGAGGCUAUUUACCGUGAUGUCCUCGGCAAGCAACAAACUCUGAUGAUGUACGUGCAGAAGGUGAUCUCCAACCGUAAGGUGCAGGAGCAGCAGCUGGCAAUGGCGAGGCAGGGUCUUCUGCUCAACCAGCUGGCCAUGCAGAAUGGUCUUACUGGCCCCAUAAAUCAGAUGGAUCUGCUGGGCUUGUACCAGCAGCUCGGGGCGCUCCAGGGCCUCCCCUCCUCACAGCUGGGCAAGAACCCGGGCCCGUCUAAGGGCCUGUAGAUGCCUCCGCCCCUCGGUGUACACACAGCUGGACUGAUUCAGCCAGGACACCUACUUCAGCUCCUCGGUAACGAGAGGGCAUCCUGGGACUUUUUGGCAGUGCAGUUUGUCAUUUUGUGUAUAUAGCCUUAAUGUUAUUCAAGUUUUUUUUAUGUUUUUUUUUCCUCUCUCACGUAUUUAAGAAUGAAGAA